Candidozyma auris is the source of this 843-nucleotide messenger RNA. Its product is annotated as S-adenosylmethionine-dependent methyltransferase. Lineage: Eukaryota; Fungi; Ascomycota; Pichiomycetes; Serinales; Metschnikowiaceae. The record is from RefSeq and is a predicted model, not a curated record. Bases 1 to 843 code for a protein of 280 amino acids. The transcript has a single exon.
AUGGACAUCUCUCUGAGCAUCUCUGAGGUCAAUCUUGAAGAGAUAUACGAACAUGUAUACGACAUUCACGUAGACCACAAGCCGAGAGAAUACCAGCACCUAGGCUACGUUGACAAGUCCACCGACAAACUACAUCUCUCUCUUCCCACCAGUGGAGAUGAGCUAACCAUCACCCAGUCACGAUCGUCACUUUCUGGCCAGGAAGCCCUGAGUACAGGUUUUGUGUGUUGGCAGUCAGUAAGCUUUUUAGCCGACUGGAUCUUGGGGGACCAGCGGUGUCCAUUUUACAAAUACUUCAAAGGUGAGCCAAAGUUGAAUGUGCUAGAGCUAGGAACAGGCGUGAGCGCGGUGUUGGCAACCUUACUAGGGCCCAGGAGCAGGCAUUACGUGGCCACUGACCAAAAACACAUACUUAAGCUCAUGAAGAAGAACUUUGUUGACAACGUGGCCCUGUCGAAGUUCUCUAGCUCCACAAUUGAAUGGCUGCAAAUUGAGGACACCAGUGACUGGUCUAAGGUAGAUAUCGUGGAGUGCGACUGGGAAGCUCCACAUCAUGGGAUUGACAGGUGUAGAGACUUAAUGGGCCAAGACUUUCCUGAUUUCAUCAUUGCCACAGACACCGUCUACAAUGAGUAUCUCGUGCCAUUUUUCGUGCAAGUGUUGUCGACCAUGAUGGGUCCCCAUACUGGAGCCUUGGUAGUUGUGCAGUUGCGAGACGAGGCUAUUACUGCCAAGUUUGUAGAGGAGGUGGCCACACAAAAGAUGAAGUUGUUCACGAUAAAAGAUGAGCUACUUUCUGAGGAUCUCAUCAAAGGUUUUGGAGUAUAUUAUAUUUUAAAGUGA